GUUAAAACGUUUCGCCGUCUCGUCUUCAGAAGGACGUGAACAGCCCACGUUUCCUCUCCCCGAGAGCGCGGCUGGUCCGAGACAGACACACUUUCUAGAUAUGGCCUCUGGCAGCAGUCUCCUGUCUCAAGAUCAGUUCCUGUGUUCUGUCUGUCUGGAUGUGUUCACUGAUCCAGUCACCAUACCAUGUGGACACAACUUCUGUAAAUCCUGCAUCACACAGUACUGGGACAGUAGUCUAGUGUGUCGGUGUCCCAUGUGCAACAAGCUUUUCACAAACAGACCUGAAGUGCCAGUCAACACUCUGUUUCGUGAGAUGACCGUUCAGUACAGAGAGUCCGUUAGAGUGGACGCCAGCAGCUGCCCUGACCAACAAUGUGCCAAACCAGGAGAAGUGGCCUGUGACGUCUGCACUGGGACCAAGCUCAAGGCCCUCAAGUCCUGUCUGGUGUGUCUGGCCUCGUACUGUGAGACUCACCUGGAGCCGCAUCAGAAAGUCCCAGGUCUGAAAAGACAUCAGCUGACCGGCCCUGUGGAGAAUCUGGAAGACAGGAUAUGCAAGAAGCACGACAAACCUCUGGACCUGUUCUGUAAGACUGAACAGGUGUGUGUGUGCCAGUUCUGCACUGAAUCAGACCACAAGUUACAUCCUGUUGUUCCUCUGAAGGAGGGAUACGAAGAAAAGAAGAGUCAGCUGGCUAAGAAGGAUGCUGAAGUUCAGCAGAUGAUCCAGCAGAGACAACUGAAGAUUCACACACUCAAACAGUCAGUAGAAAUCAGCAAAGAUGAUGCAGAAAGAGAGAUAGCCCACAGUGUUCAGGUCUUCACCGUUCUGAUGAGCUCCAUUGAGAGGAGCCAGGAUGAGCUCAUUGAAAUUAUUGAAGAGAAACAGAAAACAACAGAGAAACAAGCUGAAGGCUUCAUUGAAGAGUUGGAAAAGGAAAUCAGGAAGCUAAAGAAGAGGAGCACAGAGCUGGAGCAGCUCUCACACACUGAAGACCACCUCCACCUCCUCCAGAGCUUCUCAUCCCUCAACACUCCUCCACAGACCAAGGACUGGACAGAGGUCAGUGUCCAUCAGCCAUCUUAUGUGGGGACUGUGAGGACAGCUGUGGAGCAGCUGGAGAAGACAGUUAGUAAAGAGCUGGAGAAGCUGUAUGAUGCUGAGCUGAAGAGGGUCCAGCAGUAUGAAGUGGAUGUGAUUCUAGACCCUGAUACAGCAAAUCCUUAUCUCGUCCUGUCUGGGGAUGGAAAACAAGUGUAUUCUGGAGACAUUAAGAAUAACCUCCCAGACAAGCCAGAGAGAUUCUCUUGUUAUGCUUUUGUCUUAGGAAAGCAGGGCUUCUCUUCAGGAAGAUUUUAUUUUGAAGUUCUGGUGAAAGAGAAUACUGAGUGGGAUUUAGGAGUGGCGAGAGAGUCUGUCAACAGGAAGGGAAAAAUCACUUUGAGCCCAAAGAAAGGCUUCUGGACAAUAUGGUUGAGAAAGGGAAACGAGUACAAGGCUCUUGCUAGCCCAGGUGUUAUUCUCUCUCUGAAAGAGAAGCUCCAGAAGGUUGGGGUGUUUGUGGAUUAUGAGGAGGGUCUGGUCUCCUUUUAUGAUGUAGAAGUUGGUGCUCAUAUCUACUCUUUCACUGGCUGCACCUUCACUGAGAGACUCUACCCAUAUUUCAGCCCCUGUAAUAAUGAUGGUGGUAAAAACUCUGCUCCUCUCAUCAUCUCUCCUGUCAACAAAGCCUGAUGAACACAACGGCGUGUGUGUGUACAUGUGUACACAUUGUGUCUAAAACGGUUAAGGAGAUAUUCUUUUUUUUUAAUGAUCAGGGUUCAUUUUUACUUUCUAUACCGGCUGUGCCUUUAGUGAGACACUUGCCACACUUUGGUCUCUGUCUUGUGAACGGUAGUAAA
Molecule: messenger RNA, 1905 nt
Organism: Lampris incognitus (smalleye Pacific opah)
Lineage: Eukaryota; Metazoa; Chordata; Actinopteri; Lampriformes; Lampridae
Product: zinc finger protein RFP-like
Exons: 3
Coding region: 101-1738 (545 amino acids)
Molecular function (GO): protein binding; zinc ion binding
Source: RefSeq, a predicted model, not a curated record